Molecule: messenger RNA, 2548 nt
Organism: Crotalus tigris (Tiger rattlesnake)
Lineage: Eukaryota; Metazoa; Chordata; Lepidosauria; Squamata; Viperidae
Product: zinc finger and SCAN domain-containing protein 2-like
Exons: 2
Coding region: 634-1908 (424 amino acids)
Biological process (GO): regulation of transcription by RNA polymerase II
Molecular function (GO): DNA-binding transcription factor activity, RNA polymerase II-specific; RNA polymerase II cis-regulatory region sequence-specific DNA binding
Source: RefSeq, a predicted model, not a curated record
GGGCUGAGGAACUUCCUCUUCCGAGUCAUCCACGGGAGGAUGGAGAGAUGUGGAGCGGCUGUCCUGCUCUUCCCAGGGACGAAGCAGCAGCUGGAAGACAAAGAGGAUCCCAAGAAGAACACUCUGGACCACAGAGAAUGAGAAGCAGCAUUAAAAUGCAAGACAAAGCAUCAGUCAAAACCUUUUCUGCUUCCUCCAGAAAUUUUGAAAACUCUUCUCCUGUCUCACCUGAUGAGAGACAAGGGAGAGAAUAACAAGAACAAAGUUUUGAGGUGGAAAAAAUAGAGCAUGUGCAACUAAAGGGAACAUAACGUAAGAAGUCAAGGGGGAGAAUAUCAAAAUUGUUAAAAAAGUGGACAUAACUGGAAGUCAGUGGGAAGGAAGAGGUUCCUUGGAUAGCUAAAAUGGACAAGCUUUAAUUAAACCCUUUCAGGAAGACUUGACUUGACUCAAACAACCUCCAAGUAAGAGAUCAGAAACAUUUUAGUAGUGAUGGAAAACCCCCACAAACUGCCUAAUGUGGGAAAAAUAGAGGUUGCGGAUCACAGCUGAUUAUGCAGGAGAUGAUCCACCUAGUGAAAAUGAUACAAAUGUUUGGAGUGCGACAAAAACUUUACUCAGAGUAGCUCCCUUAUGGGUCAUGGAAGGACCCAUAUAGGAGAGAAGCUCUGUCAGAUGACCCAAUGUGACGAAAGAUUUAGCAUGAACACUAAUAUGGUAAGACACAAGAGGACUCACACAGAAGAGAAACCAUAUGAGUGCCCAGAUUGUGGGAAAGGUUUCAGUCACAAUUCAAACCUGGUGAUACACCAGAAGACUCACAUAGGAGAAAAACCAUAUGAGUGCCCAGAUUGUGGGAAAGGUUUCAGUCGGAAUUCCCUCCUGGUGAUACACCAGAGGACUCACACAGGAGAGAAGCCAUAUGAGUGUCCGGAGUGUGGGAAAAGUUUCAGUCAGAUAUACAACCUGGUGACACACCAGAGGACUCACACAGGAGAGAAACCCUAUGAGUGUCCAGAGUGUGGGAAAGAUUUCUCUUCGAAAUUUGUUCUUGUGAACCAUCAAAGGACUCACACAGGAGAAAAACCAUAUAAAUGUCGUCAUUGUGGGAAAAGUUUUAGUCAGAAUUCUUACCUGGUGAAACAUCAGAGGAUUCACACAGGAGAAAAACCCUAUGAGUGUUCGGAUUGUGGGGAAAGUUUCACUCAGAAUUCCAACCUGGUGACACACCGGAGGACUCACACAGGAGAGAAACCCUAUGAGUGUCCGGAGUGUGGGAAAAGUUUCAGUCAGCAUUCCAACUUGGUGACACACCAGAGGACUCACACAGGAGAAAAACACUAUGAGUGUUCGGAUUGUGGGAAAGGUUUUAGUCAGAAUUCCUACCUGGUGCAACACCAGAGGACUCACAUAGGAGAGAAACCAUAUAAAUGUCAUUGUGGGAAAAGUUUUAGUCAGAAUUCCCACCUGGUGAGUCACCAGAGGACUCACACGGGAGAGAAACCCUAUGAGUGUCCAGAUUGUGGGAAAGGUUUCUUUUGGAAAUAUGACCUGGUUAGACAUCAGAGCACUCACACAGGAGAGAAACCAUAUAAAUGUCGUCAUUGUGGGGAACGUUUUAGUCAGAAUUCUGUCCUGGUGAAACACCAGAAAACUCACACAGCAGAGAAACCCUAUGAGUGUCCAGAUUGUGGGAAAGAUUUCUCUUGUAAAUCUAAACUGGUUAGACACCAGAGGACCCACACAGGAGAGAAACCAUAUAAAUGUCCUCAUUGUGGAAAAGGUUUCAGUCAGAAUUCCAACCUGGUGACACACCAGAGGACCCACACAGGAGAAAAACCUUAUGAGUGCCCAGAUUGUGGGAGAGAUUUCAGUAGUAGGUAUAAACUUUUAAAUCAUGUAAAGUGACACAGCACAGUAACCAUUCAAAUGCCCAGAUUAUAGACAGUGUUCCUCUGAAUUUUGUUUCUUGUCUGUUACUGGAAGCCUAGCUGAGAAAUUAAUUUCUUGCAUGAUUCUUUUUAGUCAAGCGUGUUUUAUUAAACAUGAGGGAAGAAAUCUCAGCUUGCUUUGUCUGGGCCAAUGCAGUCGCUCCCUUUCACGGAGCCAUGAUGAACUGUUGUUCUGAGCCAGAGAAAGCGAGCUUAGAUCUGUAUUAGGUAUCUUUGCCACCUUGAGUUAUUUCUACAUAUAAUCGCGGGGUAUGUAUCUUUAUUUGUUAAGAAAAUGUAUGUGGCACCCCAACUCCGAAAUGCUAUAGGGUUACCUGCCUGAGAAGGGGGUUGGACAAUGACUUCCAAGGUCCCUUCCAACUUUUUUUAUUAUUAUUAUUAUUAUUAUUAUUAUUAUUAUUAUUAUCAUCAUCAUCAUCAUCAUCCAGCAACUUGCAAAUGGGCAGCCUCAGCGGGAACAUUUUUCAGAUUCAUCUCUUUUUCCUCUGAUUUAUUUAAAAUACUUAUAUAGCCAUCCAUAUAAUAACAAAUUCUGGCCAGCUGCCAGUCAAUAGUUCUUAAAAAAACAUAUUAAAACCAUUUUGUUCUUCUCUGUC